GUUUAAUAUAAAACCAACUAAGCAUAUCCACUGGAAUUCAUUAAGUGUCUUACCACAAGUCUCUUAGUACCUCCAAAAGCACACAGCCAACCGACAAUCAACUAACUACCCCAGUGUACGACGGACAGAUUGUUUGAACGCCUGACCAAACCGCACGUCUGCCCCAGUGAACACGUACAAAUUUUGAAAUUGUACAAAGUACGAAUCGAAGGAGUGCAACGCCAAUUGUGAUUGCUACAGAUAAAGGCACCGCGCGGUUAACUUCAAAAAAUAUAUAUUAUAUCUAUAUAUUUUUACCACGAAACCAAAUACGUAAACAAAAAGAUUAUAUGUUAUAAUUUUUGUUUUAAACCAAAAGUGCAACUUGGCUGUUUACAUACAUACAUAUAUGUACGAACAAUUGUGCUUUUGCAGCGUAUCCAAACACGAGAAAAUAGUAAAUAUCCAAAGUAAAGAGCAACGAAAUUUUUGGUGUUAAAAAAAGUGUGUAUAAUUUGCAUAAAAAAGUGCAGAAAAGUGUUUGAUGCGUUUUUGUUGUAGCUGUUGGAUUUGAGAAAUAGUUUACACAGCUAUUAUUGAGAUUUGUGCAUUUCUUGUGUACAAUUUCGAAAUUACCUACUUGUAAUCCCAGUGGAUACGCAGCAAAUUUGUACCAGCAAAAUGAAAUUCUUAGCUUCCUUAUUUGCCAUCUUCAUGAGUUUGGCUUUGGUCGCCAGUCAACGGUUCUUCCCUAUACCGACAAACUUUAACUUCAACUCAGGCGGUCUGUCGUCUCCAAAUGCAAUCCGGGAUGGACGCAAUAACCGAGGUCCCGUGCUGUUUCCACCAUCACCACCAAAUCAAUUCGAUGAGAGCAGCGGCGUGAUAGUUGGAGCUUCCGGUUAUGGCUUUGUGCCACCCCAACAGCAAAAUUCUGGCGAGACGUAUUUUACCACUACUUAUGGGGUACCAGCCGAUUCUUACACCGCCUUCAACUACUUCAGCAAUCCAUAUUCACAUCAGUUUACUUUGCUUUAAACGAAAUGUGGAUAAAAACCAGUCAUAGUUAUAUGUAGUUAUGUGUUAUAUGUUGUAGUUAAAUAAUGUUAAAUAAAACUAAAAUGUAUGAA
Bactrocera oleae (olive fruit fly) is the source of this 1109-nucleotide messenger RNA. RefSeq lists its product as uncharacterized. The record is from RefSeq and is a predicted model, not a curated record. NCBI's taxonomy places the organism in Eukaryota, Metazoa, Arthropoda, Insecta, Diptera, Tephritidae.